This is a messenger RNA of Phragmites australis (common reed), 1299 nucleotides long. Its product is annotated as binding partner of ACD11 1-like. Bases 200 to 1051 code for a protein of 283 amino acids. NCBI's taxonomy places the organism in Eukaryota, Viridiplantae, Streptophyta, Magnoliopsida, Poales, Poaceae. The transcript is spliced from 5 exons. The record is from RefSeq and is a predicted model, not a curated record. Gene Ontology annotation, molecular function: RNA binding.
CGUUACCACUCACGCGACUCGCAAGCAAAAACAAAGCACGCGCCCGCAAGUCGUCCUCUUCCUCCGCUCGCCGACGCGGCGCAGAUCCCACAGCUCCCCGAGCGACGCCCACCUCCUGGAGUGGCCUGCGCCCCCACCGCUUCACCCGCCUCGGAAUCCCCGCCGCAUUCCGCGUCGCCCCGCUAGAUCCACCCCCGCCAUGGAGGUGAGAACAGUAAAAGUUAGCAACCUUUCAUUAAAUGCUUUGAAAAGAGAGAUCACAGAGUUCUUUAGUUUCUCUGGGGAUAUAGAAUAUGUGGAAAUGCAAAGUGAAUCUGAAUGGUCACAGCUUGCUUAUGUCACAUUUAAAGACUCACAAGGAGCAGACACUGCUGUUCUUCUAUCGGGGGCAACAAUUGUUGAUCGUGCUGUCAUCAUAACUCCUGCUGAGAACUAUCAGCUGCCUCCAGAAGCACACAAACAGUUAUCAGGAGAAAGUCCCUCUACUGAAUCUGCAGUCAGGAAGGCAGAAGAUGUUGUCAGCAGCAUGUUGGCCAAGGGCUUUGUCCUCAGCAAGGAUGCUCUCAACUUAGCAAGAUCCUUUGAUGAGCGUCACAACAUCCUGUCCAAUGCUACUGCCACUGUCGCAUCUCUAGACCGCCAGUAUGGCCUGAGUGAAAAGAUCAAUCUGGGCCGGGCCAUUGUUGGCAGCAAGGUCAAGGAGGUGGAUGAACGCUAUCAGGUCUCAGAACUCACAAAGACUGCCUUUGCUGCUGCUGAGCAGAAAGCCAGCAUUGCGGGCUCUGCUAUCUUGAGUAACCAAUAUGUCUCAGCUGGUGCUUCCUGGCUAACAAGCGCAUUUGGUAUGGUAACUAAGGCAGCAGGUGACAUGACCUCGAUGGCCAAAGACAAGGUAGAGAGGGCUGAGGAGGAGAGGAAAGCGAUCAUGUGGGAGGAGAGGAACGGGCUAGUAAGCGAGUAUGCAAAGAUCCAUCUUGAUGAGCCCUCUUCAUGGGAACCUGCAGUUCUUCCUUUGGAAUCAAUGGAUGAGCAGAAGCUCCAGGCUGUGUGACCCACGGAACUGAAUGCCGACCGCUUCUGCAAAUGCAAUUGUUUUGCUGCUUGUCCUAUAUAUAGAUGAUUCUUUUUCUCUGCUGCACUGGAUCAAAACAAAAGUGUUACAUAUAGUGUCAUGUAAAUUUCAGAACAUGUGUUCUUACCAGAUUUCUUUUUCUAGACCACGGAAUCUGAAUGGUCUAUUACCAGCGUUGCUAUACUAGACUAACUAGACCACUGAAUCUGAAUGGUCUACUUGUCUCU